AUGAAUCCUGAUGUCCAAUCGCUGAAGAUGGAAAAUGAAGAACUGAAAGAUACAAUAGAUAAGCAAGCAAAGAUUAUAUUAGAAUACAAAGAUAAGAUAGAUUUGCUUACUGACGGAUCUUAUGUUCCAAGAGAAAAUUUAGUGCAAGCACAUGACAAAGUAAAGCUCUUAGAAGAUGAAAAUAGAGACUUAAUGUUCAAAAUUCAAGAAUUACAAAGCAAAAACGAAUCGUUAAAUACUAAAAUAUCAACUCUCGAGCAACAAUACGACAGACAGCAAUUCAUGACGCAAGCAAAAGAGAAAGAAGCUGCAAUUAAAGAUGAAAGGAUCGAUCAACACAAGAAACAAAUCAGAGAUUACGAAGCAUUUAAAGUUAAGGUGCAACAAGAUCAAAUUGUAUUCAUUUCUGAAAAGCGCGAAUUGCAAGAUACAGUAACAAGAUACUCAUCACAUAUCGAAGAUAUCGAUAGAGCCUUAAAAGAAUUAAUGAAUGCAAAUAAAGACUUAAGCGAUGCAUUAGCACAACGCAACAAUGUCAUACAGCAACUUGAAAACAGAGUUUCUGAGGAUUCAGCUAAAAUUGAUUUACUUCAAAACGAAUUAAAUGAAAAGAAUGGCCAUAUCAGUGAUAACUCAAUGCGUUCUAAAGACCAAGUCUCUAUGAAGAAUACUGCAAACAUUGCUCAGCUACAGAAGCAAUUGAUUGAGGCCAGAAAUAAAAUUGCACAAUUAAACGCAAGUCUUGAAGAAGUAAAGAAAGAUGCAGAAAGAGCAUAUGCCCUUCAAUCAGCUCUCGAAAGUAAGACCAGAGAAUUAAAUUUGACAAAACAAAAACUUGAUCAAAGAGAAUUAGAAUUAAUUUCAGACAGAGAUUCAAGGAAAGAACUAGAUAUGCGUAUAAACAGAUAUAGAGAACAAAUAGAAGAACUUGUCGCUCAAGGAAAUGAUCAAUAUUUGCAAUUUAAUCAACAAGUUGAUUUUUACAAGAGAAAUGCUGUGGAAGAAUCCGAAGAAAGAGAGAAAAUCCAAAAGAAAUAUGAAGCAAAGAGACAAGAAUUAUCAGAAUUGAAAAAAGAAAUGGCUAAAUAUGAGUCAAAACAAUAUGGUCUUAAAGAAGCAGCAAGUGAAAACAGAGCAUUGAAGUCAAUGCUUUCACAAAGACAAGCAGCAAUUGCAGAUUACAUUUUCCGAAUUGGUAUUUACGAAAGAAUCAUUGCUGCUUUGGAAUUGGAACUUCCUUCUUCAUUUGAUUUUGAUAAGUUUGCUAAAACUGUUUUCAAUGAUGUUGAUGAUCAAAAAGCAACUGUUGCAGAUGCAAAUGCUGUUAAAAUCAUGAGAAAAGCUAUCAGUAAACAACAGAAUAAAGAUUCUUCAAUUAAUAUUGUCGUUGAUCAUGAGUCAACAAUGCAACCUCCAAAAGAUAUAAUUGCAAGGCCAUUCUCUAAUCAAUCAAUGACAAGAUCACAACCAUUACCUCCUUUGGAUACAGGUGUUACAUUCCCUAAUGAGAAUGAAAAGACUUUGUUCUCAUUCUCAACUAAAUUCACUGAUAAAGAUACAACAUUGCGUAUGUCAUCUGAUGAUUUAUCAUCACCAAGAAGUAAGAGAAGUAAAACAUAUGUUCUUACUUCAGAUGUUGGAAUUCAAUUCGAUGGAGCUGCUCCUCAUCACGAAUCCCCUGAUUUAUCAUCGUUGUCAGAGAAUGAUGAUGAUCAAUUACGCACUUUGCAAAGAGAAUUGAAAGAUGUCUAUGCUAGAUUGGAUCUUUAUAAAUCUGAAUUGGAUAGAGCAAGGAAACAAAAUGAAAUUUACUUGCAAAACAUUAGUGACUUGAAGCAAAACAAAUCUUCACUUGAUUCAUAUAGAACUGAACAACCACUUCCAUCAUCUUCCAAUAGAACCGAAACAGGUACUAAAUCAUCAUCUAAAACUGCUGAAACUCCUGAUGAAUUCGAGCAAACACCAAUCAAAUCUUUACCACCACAAAGAUUGUCAACAUUGGAUCAAAGCAAUGGUGAAAACUUAACAGAUAAUGACCUCAGUCAAGGCUCUAAUAACUUAGGAAUGAUGUCUGUCGAAGUCAGUGAAACAGAUACAGCUGUUGACAACCUUAGUAAAGAGUUCCUUUUGCCAAUAAAGAAGAGAGGCAAACAGAGAAUUGUUCAAACUCCAUUAGAUACUAUUAAUGAAGAUGAUGAACAAGGAAGAAUUCCUCUCCAAGACACAAGAAGAAGGAUAAGUUAUGAUGUUCCACAAAUUAAUCUUAAGUUUGAUUUACCACGAGAAGUUUUCCAAAGAAGACCACAUAAAACAUUGGCUUCCGAAAUUUGUACAAUGUUUAAACCUGAAAACGAAAUAACAAUUGAAGCAAUGAAAUGGAAUGUUGUUUCUUCGUUUGACAGUGAAAUUGAAGAAAUAGACUAUCCAUUGCAUAAAUAUAUGCAAGCAAAGAAAGCUGAUGUUGUUUGUGCUAUGAAGAAAGAUGAAUAUUUAAUUCAUAAAGCGCAAAUAUUAAAUCAUGCUGCAACUGUUGAAAAACUUCAAAGAAAAGCCAGUACAAGGAAACAUAAGAUGUCGGAUCUUAAUGAUAAACUUAAGAACCAAGAAGGAAUACAGCAGAACUUGAAUAAUACAAUAGAAACUCUUAAAACAGAAUUGGCAAACCAAAGACAAGAAUUCCAAGAAAGACUGCUUCAGAUGAGAACAGAAACUGAUAGAUUCUUGGAAUUACAAGUUGGAGAGAUGAAGAGAGCUCAAGAAUUCGAUAACAAAGAAGAACUUAGAUCUGAAAUGAAGAAAUCAGAGGAAUUGAUAGAAGUUUCUCGUUUGUUAACUCAACUUAAGAAUGAUAAGAGACAGCUUGAAAUAUCAUUGGAAGAAAGCAGAGAAACCAGUCGUUACAUGCAAAGAAGAAACAUGGAAUUAAGUGAUCAAGUCAGGAAGUUAGAAAGCCAAAAUGAAGAAAUGAAAUCUAAAACAGAACAACCAAGUCCUAAUACAGAUUUCCAGAAAUACGCGAAGAAACUCAAGGAAAGACUAAAGAACUUAGAGGAGAAACAUAAGACUUUAGAGAAAGAAAAUGAGGAACUGAAAAGAAAGAAAUCAACAAGAAUGGAUAUUUAUGGUGUUGAAUUGGUUGAAAAACCUGUUGAUGAACUUAAAUCGCCAAGAAGGUCAAUGAGUUCAACAGGUGAUCUACAAGAAGAAAAGCAAGAUUCUGUGAAAGUUAGGAAGAUGCAAAUUCAAAUGGAAGAAAUGACUAUUAAAAAUGGAGAAUUGCAAGUUUUACUUGCAAGAGCGCAGGAAAAUAUAAAGAAGCUGCAGAAAUUAUUAUCUCAAAAAGAAGAAACAUUAGCUCAAAAACAGCAGCAAUGUGCUUUACUAAAACAACAAGUUUUAGCUAAGCAAAAGAAAAUUGAUGAUCUUAUAGCAAAGUAA
This is a messenger RNA of Trichomonas vaginalis G3, 3438 nucleotides long. RefSeq lists its product as uncharacterized. Bases 1 to 3438 code for a protein of 1145 amino acids. NCBI's taxonomy places the organism in Eukaryota, Parabasalia, Trichomonadida, Trichomonadidae. The transcript has a single exon. The record is from RefSeq and is a predicted model, not a curated record.